AACCUUCAACAAAUGCCCCAAAACGUAGAAGAAGCAGCGCAAUUUGACGCAGUGUGGAAGUCCUGAAGAGUACGACGUCCGAGUUUCAAGGCUGAUUUAUCUGAACGCAUGUGCGGGCAUGUCAGGCAGCAGGUUGAUGAGAGCCAUUAGAGUGAGUGAGUUCGGAGCUCCGUCAGUCCUCAGACUGCGCUCUGACGUGACUGUCCCUCAGCCCGGGCGCACACAGGUGUUGAUCCGUGUCCAUGCCUGUGGAGUGAACCCUGUGGAAACUUACAUCCGAGCUGGGACGUAUGCAAGGAAACCCACCCUGCCUUACACACCUGGCUCUGAUGUAGCAGGAGUGGUGGAAUCAGUUGGAGAAGGAGUGACUGCAGUGAAGGCAGGGGAUCGUGUGUUCACCACAGCUACAGAGACUGGAGGCUAUGCAGAGUACACUGUAGCAGCUGGCGACUCUGUUUACAAGCUGCCUGAUGCUUUAGACUUCACACAGGGAGCAGCCAUCGGGAUCCCGUACUUCACCGCCUACAGAGCUCUGAUCCACAAAGCGCACGCCAAGGCUGGAGAGACCGUUCUUAUCCAUGGAGCCAGUGGAGGGUCCACAGCACCUUAUUCCGAAGUUGUUGGCUCCAGAGGAUCUAUAGAGAUCAAUCCCAGAGACACCAUGAUUAAAGAGAGCAGCAUAGUGGGAGUGGCCCUUUUCUUUGCAACACCGGAGGAGUUGAAGGAGUGUGGAGCUCUACUGUAUGCAGGGAUGGAAGCUGGUUGGUUGCGUCCGGUCGUCGGUUCCCAGUAUCCGCUUGAAAAAGCUGCCCAGGCCCACCAUGAUAUCAUUGAGUCUCCCGGGGCUGCUGGGAAGAUGGUCCUGACUAUGUGACGACCAUGUAAUGGGUCACCGGUCACCUUUACAGUUUUUACAGUUCAGGCUGUUUUUAAAUGGGUGAUACUUUAAUAAAAUUUUCAGGAACAGUUAAUGUUGUUGUUUGUUGCUUCUAUUGUAAAAAUCAGUUUGCUAGAUCACAGAAAAUAAUGCAGAAAAUCCUUAGGCUGGAUUUGUUUUUACUGUACCAUCAUGGUGCGAUUUACCAAUUGGAUGAAACCUUACUGUAGUGAAGUUAUUUCUUUAGUUCGUGUUAAUAUACUUUUGUAUUUCUAAAGCUGAAUUUAAUAGUUUUUUUUCCAGAAUGAUCAGAGUGUUUUUGCAGAUCUCUUCAUAAGGUCUGUUGUCACUGAUUUUAGGUUUAGUUCUUGUGUAAUUUGGCAUAUCUCACUCUUUUCUUCUUGUUACCCUUCCUUAUGAAGGGCAUCUUGACAGCCAGCCUUCGCCUGAGAGCAUUUGUGAUGACGCUUCAUUAAACAGUAGAUGAAUAAACUGAAGGACUCCAUGCAUAUAU
Molecule: messenger RNA, 1391 nt
Organism: Pundamilia nyererei
Lineage: Eukaryota; Metazoa; Chordata; Actinopteri; Cichliformes; Cichlidae
Gene: cryz
Product: crystallin, zeta (quinone reductase)
Exons: 7
Coding region: 119-874 (251 amino acids)
Cellular component (GO): cytosol
Molecular function (GO): quinone reductase (NADPH) activity; NADPH binding; mRNA 3'-UTR binding
Source: RefSeq, a predicted model, not a curated record